This is a messenger RNA of Fraxinus pennsylvanica, 1077 nucleotides long. Lineage: Eukaryota; Viridiplantae; Streptophyta; Magnoliopsida; Lamiales; Oleaceae. The record is from the annotation of a GenBank genome assembly.
AUGAUGAUCAAUAGCCUUAAUCACAGUGAUUAUUCAGAUAAAAUGCAGAGAUGUCAAGAUUAUAUCCAUGCUUUAGAAGAAGAACAUAAAAAGAUUCAAGUUUUUCGACGCGAACUUCCUCUUUGUCUUGAGCUUGUCACUGAAGCAAUUGAUGCAUGCAAGAAACAAUUAUCUGAUGGGCAAUCUGAGAAUUCUGAGCAGAUAUCAAGUGAAGGGCCAAUCUUGGAGGAGUUUAUUGCUAUAAAGAAAGUUUCAUCCAGUUCUGAUGAUGAUGAACAAUCCAAGAAGCCAAGUGAAAAAAAUAGCAAGAAUAAUAACGAGAAAUCUUCCAAGAAAUCAGAUUGGCUCAGAUCUGUUGGGCUAUGGAAUCAAACCCCAGAUCCAACCUCGGAAGAGGAUUUACCCAAAAAGGAAAGUUCUGGUGCAUUUCAUCCAUUCAAGAGACAAGAUAAAAGUGCAGGUACUGGAAGUGCUACUGCACAAGGGGUAAUGACUAGGUCAGUGCCGGCAGCGGCGGUGGCGAAGAAAGGUGCUGGUGGAAGUAAGAAAGAAGGACAAUCUGAAAGAAAGUCAAGGAGAACAUGGUCAGCUGAGCUGCAUAAAAGAUUUUUGCAAGCCCUUGAACAACUUGGUGGUUCACAUGUAGCUACACCAAAACAAAUUAGGGAGUUCAUGAAGGUUGAUGGACUCACCAAUGAUGAAGUUAAAAGUCAUUUACAGAAAUAUCGGUUACAUACAAGAAGAUCACCAAGCCACUCUAACAAUAAUCAGCAAUCACCUCAAUUUGUUGUGGUGGGAGGAAUAUGGGUUCCACCAUCGGAAUAUGCUGCAAUGGCUACAACCACCGCGUCUGGGGAGGCAUCUGCUGUUUCUGCCACGUCUAAUAGAAUCUACGCACCAAUUGCUACACUACCAUCACCCUUCCCGGGAACAUCAACGUCCCCUAAACAAAGGCAUCAACAUAAACAAGUUCGUUAUAAUGACUUAGGCAGCCAUAGAGAGGGCGGAGAUAUCCACUCUCAUUCCCCGAUUGCCUCAUCCUCCGUUGACACCACCAAUACCUCGUCGACUCACUGA